Aureobasidium melanogenum CBS 110374 is the source of this 1830-nucleotide messenger RNA. RefSeq names its product FabD/lysophospholipase-like protein. Gene Ontology annotation, biological process: arachidonate metabolic process. The transcript is spliced from 2 exons. Bases 1 to 1830 code for a protein of 609 amino acids. The record is from RefSeq and is a predicted model, not a curated record. NCBI's taxonomy places the organism in Eukaryota, Fungi, Ascomycota, Dothideomycetes, Dothideales, Saccotheciaceae. Gene Ontology annotation, cellular component: membrane.
AUGCUGAAGACGUUCUGCGAUAAUCAUUUGACGUGCUCUUUCGGUGAUCGCGCGAAUCGUACGUGUACAGGCACAAGGCUCUCUCAUGGCAUGGAUCAUCGAACCAAGGACGGCAAGACUUCUGGCGCAGGCCAGUACACAUCAGACCUCACCGCGGAAUCGUAUCUACCAGUAUGGAUAUCGCUUCUCAAACAGGAAGUCAACAUAUGCGAGCAAGAACACCUGGAAGCCUUGGACGAGGAACCACGGGAUGUUUCAAGCAGACGAAUAGCGAGCAACUUGCAUUUUGAACAGAUGGACGAAUGUUUUACCGACCUGGGAACAGCUGCGCCUUUCAUAAGUCAUGUGAGCUGCUUUGGUUGUCUGGUCAAUAUACCGUUACAUCCUCUACCAUGCGGUCAUGUGCUUUGCGACACUUGCAUCAGAAGUUGCGGCAAGAAAGUUCAUGGCAAAAUACAGCUAGAGUGUUGCCCACUACACAUGUACACCAGCUUCGAACCGCCUUGGGAAGUCACUUAUCUAUCUGAUGAUGUAGGCGUACGAGUACUAUCACUCGAUGGCGGCGGUAUGCGAGGCAUCAUGGAGCUCGAGGUCUUACGAGCAAUUGAGAAGAGCUUGGGAGGGAACAUACGCAUACAAUCGUUCUUCGAUCUGAUCGUUGGCACGAGUACGGGAGGUAUCAAUGCUCUGGCCUUGGGAGUCAAGCAAUGGUCCGUUGGCUACUGCAUCGAGAUGUUUGAGAAGUUCUGCGACCAAGCUUUUACCGAGCGCGAGUUCAGAGGUGUAUGGGGUUUGGAACAAGCUGCCUUGUUGAAUCAUGGCAGCAAAUACAAAGCCACGCCUCUGCAUAAUGUUCUGAAAGGGACGCUCGGUAAAAGUCCUCUGUUUGGCGCUAAUGACUCUCUAAACGCAUUCAAGACCAAGGUCGCUGUUACGGCUACCUCCGCUGACGGAAAGGAGGCUAUGAUCUUUGCCAACUACAGUCGUCCGCAAAGUUCAGGGGACAGCCAAACCUUUAUCCGACCAGGGAAUCCUUCGAAUGAGCUUGAAGUUUGGGAAGCAGCAGCGGCCACCUCUGCAGCGCCGUUCUACUUCAAGCCUUAUACUCACACAAAGACUGGAACGAGCUACAUUGACGGCGGGUUAUAUCACAACAACCCAGUACACGUGGCAAACAGAGAGCGAAAACUUCUCUGGCCUGCAAUUGCGAAUAAGCAUCCUGAUAUGCUGUUAUCUAUUGGCACAGGCCAAAAUUUGUCUGAGCAACGAACAGAGGCAUCAGAACGGCGUGCAUCGAGUCCCAAAGACGAUACUACACCGACUGCUCAGACGAUCAAGUCAGGAGGCAUACGCCGCACUUUCAAUGCAUUGUAUCAAAGAUUCGACAAUAUACUUGACGCUGAACACACCUGGACCGAGUUUGAAGCCGAUGUCAACAAUCUGAACGAUGGUUUCCCAAGCCCUUAUAUACGCCUCAAUCUGGAUCUUAAGAGCAAGCUACCACCUUUCGAUGCCAAAGACAAGUUUCAAGAAUUUCGGACCGAAGUAAGACGGAGACUCAAGGACCCUGACGCGAUGAGGAUGGUGAAAGACGUUGCUUGCUCUCUUGUGGCAAGCUCUUUCUACUUCAAGCUGUCCAAGACUGCGCCAUUACGAGGUGGGAGCUUCAUGUGCACUGGCUAUAUCUGCUGCAGAUUCGAGGAAGGCUCAGCGAGUCUGAAAGCCCUAGGCGAGUUUUUGUCGAAUCAGUGUCAAGGUCAAGCUCACGGAAAAGCUGAUAUCGAGAUUGACUACCUAUGGUAUGCUGAGGAUACCUCACAUCGACUUUGA